Esox lucius (northern pike) is the source of this 2274-nucleotide messenger RNA. RefSeq names its product organic solute transporter subunit alpha. The coding region runs from base 407 to 1399 and encodes 330 amino acids. The transcript is spliced from 8 exons. Gene Ontology annotation, biological process: transport. Lineage: Eukaryota; Metazoa; Chordata; Actinopteri; Esociformes; Esocidae. Gene Ontology annotation, molecular function: transporter activity. The record is from RefSeq and is a predicted model, not a curated record.
GGAAAAGAAAACAAAAUGGUAUUUAAAAACAACUCAAGAUUUUCUUCUUCACUGAUAGGACCCAGCCCCCUGAAGACCCAUGACAUUUGCAGUGCUGUGGAAUAAAUGCAGUAGGUACUAGAUUUGAAUACAAGACAGUUAUCUGCUAGCUCUUUAGGGAGGUUGCCCCAGUAGAAAUUCCAGCAGUAUUCACUGAGAUAUUAAACAACCACACACUGAGCUAUUACAGAAUCUACACAAUAAACUCAUUCCUCAGAAGCUAAUUCCGGGGGGAAAGUUCAAAAGCCUGCCUACCUGUUGCACUUCGCGUCCUCGUGACUCCUAUAAGUGCAGUGGCUGGGUUGCUUUUUUGCGUGUUUUCACCACCUGCAAGUCUUUACAUUAGCGACUUCCACGGACCUUGGAUAUGGAGGAAGUUCUCAACAGCACUAUCCAUCCGACCUGUUUACAAGAACCCCCGCUGGCUAUCGAUAUCAUAAAACAACUCGAUGUGCUUGGUGUGGCUGUGUACUCCGUUUUGACCCUGAUGGCCACCCUAUCUCUGCUGCUGUACCUGGAGGAGUGUGUGUUUGUCUAUAGAAAUGUCCCAUCUCCCAAGAAGACAACCAUUAUGUGGGUCAGUGGGGCUGCACCGGUCAUUGCAACCAUGGCUUGUUUUGGGAUGUGGAUCCCAAGGGCUGCAAUGUUUACAGAUAUGACUUCUAAUUCGUACUUUGCAGUGGUGGUGUAUAAAGUCUUGAUUCUGCUGAUAGAGGAGAGCGGGGGAAGUGAGGCUUUCCUGAAACGCAACUCCAAUAAAACUUUCAAAAUCACUACCGGACCAUGUUGCUGCUGCUGUCUCUGCCUGCCCCGCGUUCCAGUUACACGGCGCUUGCUAUUCCUUCUGAAGCUGGGAGCUCUUCAGUAUGCUAUCUUAAAGACAGUCCUCUCAAUUCUCUCCAUUAUAUUGUGGACCAAUGGCAACUUUGAUCUUUCUGAUCUGGAGAUCACAGGCACGGCUAUUUGGAUCAACCCAUUCAUAGGAGUUCUCACCAUCAUCUCGCUUUGGCCUGUGGGCAUUGUGUUCAUGAACAUCAACAGCACCCUGAAAAGUGUUAGGAUCAUACCCAAGUAUGCCAUGUACCAACUGGUGCUGGUGCUCAGUCAGUUGCAGACGUCAGUCAUUAACAUCCUGGCUCUAGAUGGGACCAUCGCCUGCUCCCCACCCUUAUCCUCCAUUGCCAAUGGCACCAUGAUCAGUCAGCAGCUAAUGAUUGUGGAGAUGUUCAUCAUAAGCCUGGUGAACUGGUCUUUGUACCAUCGCAUCUAUGACCCGCUGCCCGUUGACCACAAUGAGAUCGACAAUGACCUGAACUCCAAGGCUAUCCUGCAGGCGCCACUGGAGGAACACAGUGCCUGAGAGAGGGAAAGAGACUAGUGUGUGUGUCCUCAGAAGUAUAAUUAAACAUUGAAAGUUUUACAAAGGGAGGACAUUUAGCAGUGCAUUACAAAGGGAAAAGGCAAUUUUAGGCUAAAGUAUUAGGGCUAGGGAUAGGGUUUAAUUUUAGGUUAAGAUUUGAGUUCGGAUUUGGGUUUUGGGGAUUUGGGUUUAAUAAGUUACAUUUUAUUUAUUGUCUCCCAAGUACACAUUUGUUGAAAAUGUAGCUUUUGUUUAUAUAAAGACUAAAAUCGAUUGAAAUCAUGUCAGACCAUUUUCUACUUUAAUAAGAUCUUGUAACUAACAACAUUUUAGUAAAAAACUAAAGGAUUAAUUAUUUGACAAAAUAACUGUCCAUACCAUGUUUGCAUAAGUGUGGACACUAAUACUUUGGCUUCUUACCUUUUGUUUGAAUUACAGUGGUUAACACAACUGGAGUUUGCAAUUUUAUGUUACUCUUCUUUGCAGAAGAGUUAAAGUAAAAGAGUUCAGUAAAAAUGCGAGGGGAUUUCCUAUGCAUAGCCUAAAGGUCAGUCCACAGACUUUUGUUAAAAUUGAGGUCUUGGUUCUGACUGGGUAAUCUACCUUUUUGCAGUGGGCUUGGGAUUGUUGUCAAGGAGAAUUUCUUUAACAUCAGACUUCUAUCAAAUGUCAGCUACGUUUGUGCCAAAAUAUUUGGAUGUAUACGUUACUUUUCUAUCCUGACUCUAACCCCUGUCCCCAUUGAAGAGAACUGAAGAGAAGUGGACCCAUAGCAUGAUGCUGAUACCACCAUACUUGACAGUAUUUACUGACUAUGUGCUCAUGAGCUAUUUUUGCUUUGCGUCAAACAUUUUUGGAAAUAGUGGCAAAAACUU